Molecule: messenger RNA, 420 nt
Organism: Zasmidium cellare ATCC 36951
Lineage: Eukaryota; Fungi; Ascomycota; Dothideomycetes; Mycosphaerellales; Mycosphaerellaceae
Exons: 3
Coding region: 1-420 (139 amino acids)
Source: RefSeq, a predicted model, not a curated record
AUGGUCGACUUCUCCGAGCGUGAGAAGGAGCUCAUGGCACUCGCCUGGCAGUGCUUCGAGGAAGAGCCGAAGAUUCAGUUUCCCAAACUCGCCGAGAUGGCCGGCAUGACCAACGCAGGAAGCGCUUCCAAUGCCUGGCGCAACAUCAAGAAGAAGCUGGCGACCAUUGCUGCGGGCAAUGGAAACGGUAGCGCAGACGGCGUCACCACCCCCAAGGUCAAGGCUACUCCCAAGCGCAAGAAGAAGGCGGCCAACGACGAUGACGACGACGCUGAGGAGACUCCUGCCAAGAAGACCAAGGCGACCCCCAAGAAGAAGGCGAAGAAAGCGGCUGCUGAGGAGAACGGUUAUGAGGAAGACGACGACGAGGAGAAGCCGAAGGUGAAGGCAGACACGAGCGAGAGCGAUGAUCUGGCCUAA